AUGGCUACGGAGGCUUCAGAUUUGACGCCGCUGUUGGAGCAGCUGGAAGAUAGCAUUGAUGAUAUAGAAGAAGUCCUGGAGCCGCUGCUGGAGCGGGGACUCACUACGACGGCGCAGAAGCUGCCUCUGCUGGACAAGGCAAAGCUCCAUGUUCUGCUCUCAUACUCCAUUGAAUCCCUAAUAUUCUCAUACCUAAGAUUGAAUGACGUAGAUGCAAAAGAACACCCGGUAUUCAGGGAACUGAACCGCGCUGGAAACGACAAGUAUGACCUCGAGCGCGCCGAGAGAGAAGCAAAGGAGAAAGCGUUGGCCCAGCUAAGGGCUGCGCAGCUAGCUAAAAUGAAGGCGAAGGUAGCUGCUACAGUACCGCAGAAACGCUCCGCUGAAGAAUCCGAAAUGUCUGGACGUGAUAGUACAGCAGUGUCGACACCGGAACCAAAGAAGAGUAGAAUAACAGACCCGGGGGAUGAUGAUGAAGAGGACGAAGAAGAGGAGGAAGGGCAAGAAGAUGGCGAAAUUGAAGAAGAAGAAAGUGCCGAAGAUGAUAAGCAAGUUGGUGAGGUCAAGGAAGAGGCGUUUAUCAAGCUGCCUGCCGUCGAGACCUCGAAAAAGAACAAGAAAAAGCUGAGCAAAGCCGAGAAAAAGGCCAUGCACGGGAAGAAUGGAAAUAACGCUGCGAAGAAGAGGCAUAAGCGGAAGAACAAGAAGGUCAAGAAAGCUGACGCUGCUCGGCCCCAAAAUAACGGUUGA
This is a messenger RNA of Trichophyton rubrum CBS 118892, 750 nucleotides long. RefSeq lists its product as uncharacterized. Lineage: Eukaryota; Fungi; Ascomycota; Eurotiomycetes; Onygenales; Arthrodermataceae. Gene Ontology annotation, cellular component: nucleolus; exosome (RNase complex). The transcript is spliced from 3 exons. Gene Ontology annotation, molecular function: RNA binding; DNA binding. The record is from RefSeq and is a predicted model, not a curated record. Gene Ontology annotation, biological process: regulation of gene expression; maturation of 5.8S rRNA. Bases 1 to 750 code for a protein of 249 amino acids.